GCGGCUCCCGAGCCAUUUGUGGCUCUUUCACCUCUGUGCUGCGGCUCCCUGUGGCUUUGGGAAAUAAUUGGUCAGUAUUUAAUUAAAAUGUAUUUUAUGUUAGUUUGUUAGCUUUUGAAAUGUAAUUAUGGUGAUCUUGUACAACCUAAGUGUAGCGACACAUUUCCUGCCACAUCCGAAACGGCUCACAAUUAGCCAGCAUUCCGGCUAAGGGAGAUAGCCUACGGGGGUUUGUGAGUACGCGUCUUUUGCAGCAUCUGCGUCCAUGGGGGCUGGGUUGAGGGAGGCUUAAAAGCAAGGCUGUUUAGUUCGAAUAAAGCUAUCUUUGACUGCAGUUUACUGACACCGCUACAAUGUGUUUUUAUCGCUGGCUGUCCAGACGGAAGGUGCUGAAACGCUUUGUCGCGUGUCUGGAAGAAGUGAAAACUUUCCUGGGCAGCAAAGGGCUCAACUUUCCUGAGCUGGAACAGCCAGAGUGGCUGGAAAAGCUACACUUCAUGGUAGACAUGACAGCGCACCUGAACACGCUGAACACAGCUCUUCAGGGGAAAGGACGUACAGCCCUGCACAUGUUGGAGGAUGUUUUGGCAUUCAAGCGCAAGUUGACAGUGCUUGCCAGAGAUUUACAGAAAGGCACUUUGUCUCACUUCCCCAAUUUGAGAGAGUUCAAACAAGGUCACGACAUGAUAAUUUCGGAGUAUUUACAUUCUGCAAUCAUCGCAAUGCAAACAUCGUUUGGGAAACGCUUCUGUGAGUUCAGAGAGGAAAAAAACACAUUAUCCUUCCCGGUCACUCCCUUAAGCAUCGAUCCUUCCCUACUGAAUACGACUGCAUUGGCAGGUGUGAGUCAACCUGAUCUUGAGAUGGAACUGGCCGACAUAGCCGACAAAGACAUAUGGGUGUCCAAGUUUAGACGCUUGACAGCAGACCUUGAAGAUGUUGCCCGUCAGAAGGCCGUUCUUGCUCAGAAACACAAAUGGAGUGAUAUUGAAAACCUCACAGAUGACAGCUUGCGAUCCUGUGUAAAGAUGAAGGUGACAUCAUACAGCCCUGAUGUGCAGACGCUGUGCGCUGAGGUCCAGGAGCAGAAAUCCCAUUAACCAAGAUGACAGCUGGCUGACGUUAUUUUUGGUUUGCUGCUGGCGGAAAAUUUAAUUUCGGCGUUUUUCAUAAAUACAAGAAGGACUCAAAUAGACAUUGAAUAUUUUACUUAAAAGUAACUUUCAACCCAACGUCUUUUUU
Molecule: messenger RNA, 1242 nt
Organism: Hypanus sabinus (Atlantic stingray)
Lineage: Eukaryota; Metazoa; Chordata; Chondrichthyes; Myliobatiformes; Dasyatidae
Product: general transcription factor II-I repeat domain-containing protein 2-like
Exons: 2
Coding region: 354-1100 (248 amino acids)
Source: RefSeq, a predicted model, not a curated record